AUGGCACUUCGAGAUCUUACAAUACUUUCCAAGCUCUCCAGCAAAGCUACCAGCAUUUUCGCCCUGGACAUGUCUUUAUCGGACAUGUUAGGAGUCAGAGCCCUCUAUCAUUUGUUUCGACUCAAAGCUUCCGCCACCAGCCUGUCUUUGAUCCUUGCCAUCCUUUCUGGCUUUCUGAGCCCACUUUCUGCCACCCUGUUCACUUCUCAAGCCAUCCCUGGGACGCAUGAUGUGCUCGUCAAGCAGACUAGUUGGUUUGGUCCAGCUCCCCCCUCUGAUGAUUGGAUCCAGUCGAGUGCUUUUAGCCAGAUGGAGCUAUCUCUUAGGAGCAUGCUUCUAAAUAAUCAAGUCAACAAUUUCAUCUAUCCCGAAUUUACUUAUGGUGACUUGGUCUUCCCCAGCGUUGAGAUUGACGGAUCACAAACCUUUUGGAGUCCCGAAAACUCCAUCAAAGUGAAUGUAACCGCAGCGAAGCUUGUCUCAGAUUGCUCUAGGCUUCUCCCAGGGGACUACAAUCUCACUGUCGUAAAAAAUCAGUACGAUUUAAAAGCAACGAUAGAGAUAAAGUCCCAUUACCAGUACGGGCAGAAUAUCUCAGAACCACAGAAGAACUUUAGCUUCAUUGCAAACCUUGGAAACGACAUAACGUCAUACUUUGCUCAUAAUCUCGCUGCGCGAUCACCUUUCUCUCUGGACAUGCAACUCCACAUUGGCCCAGGUCCCCACUGGGCUGACACUAUCGACUCUGGACAUCCUCCAGUCCCGGAUUCAUCAAAGUUGAAGCCCUAUGAGCCACCUUUAGUUAUUUACAACGACUUUCUUGAGAAUUUUGGAUCCACACUUUAUUCUUUAAUAGUAGGAUUUAAGAGGAUUGGCCACAUCUUCCCAGCCAUCUUUGAACCGUGGGGCUCUUUCCGACUGGAGAGUGUAGCCGACCCGGGUCAAGAUCUCAAGUUAAUAGAAGCUGCCAAAUUCAAAUUUGACAUUCUAGCCGCCCAGAUGGUUUCUAUCCAAAACCGAUACAGCAUCAACGAGUCUUUUGGGUCAGCAUUUUUUCCAACCCUGAAAGGCAUAAUUGUGGACAAUAACCGCCCCCGGCUGGUCCAAAAUUUUCCUGUUACCGUCACGAUGAUAGUGAUACUAUCGCUUGUUUUGGCCUUCCAUACAUGGAGUCUUAUCUCCGCAGCCCUAUGGAAAGCCCUCGGGAGUGGGCGGAAAUGGCUCCUGGACUUGGAGCUGAAAGGGUUAGCACCUUCUGGGUUUGGCAGCAUAGCGAUGAUGAACGCCCUGCUUUAUGGGUCGAACAUCCGUGAGAAACUCCCGAGAGGUGCUGAAUUUAUGUCAGCUAAGGACACAUCGAUGAGUUUUGAGAAUGUGGAAUGCCGGCUUGGGUGGUUUUAUAACACCAGGACAGAGCAGCAGCAAUACACAGUUGGCAUUGUCGAAAGAGGCGAGUUCGAGUUUAUCAACAGAGAGAAACGUUGA
Clonostachys rhizophaga is the source of this 1485-nucleotide messenger RNA. The record is from the annotation of a GenBank genome assembly. Lineage: Eukaryota; Fungi; Ascomycota; Sordariomycetes; Hypocreales; Bionectriaceae.